UUUCCCCCUAAGCUCAAGCGAGCUUCUCUGGAUGAUUGAAAGGGGAAGGUACAGAAGCAGCGCCGCGAUCCAUGGUCGCUUUAUUUAUCUUCUGCUGUAUUGGCGGAUUUGGAUUUCAACUUGUUGUUUAUUCCGAUUCGUGCUAGACGGCUCGCAUCAUGAAGAUGAUAAAUUUUCCAUUCUUCUAACUAUAUGAAUCAAUCUUCCGCUCUCUCCCGUCAGCUUGACACAGCUAUCCUGAAUCAACCCUGACUUCGCGGGGCGAUACUAGAUUAUGGUACGCAAAAACAAAAGAAAUCAAAAGACUUGAUGGCUUCCUUGUCUCGGGAGCGCGGCAGGCCUGGAUAAGGACAAAGAGGCUCUUCAAGGUUUAUCUCUAUGCCCAACAUGUAUUUGCAUGUGUAACAUAGAAUCUAUUGUCGACAAGGGUACUAGCACGGCUUUGAUGUUACAUUUGUCAAAGGAGAUGAAAUCUCCUUCAAGGAGAUGAAGUCUCCUUCUUCACGCGCUGGUGUUUUGUUUGUGACACAAAGAAGUGAUCGCAGAGGGCGCUACGUUUGUUGACCAUGAGCAUGAUCGAAAUCAUGUUUGCCCCGCACUUAUAAAGCCGGUUGUAUUUUUACUUCCGGAAAAAAAAAUGCGGAAUUUUGGACGAAAAAAAGAAACAAGCAGAUGAAGGUCGUGUGAGAAUAAUUUUUCUUGCUUGUAUGAUUGAAAGAGGACCUCAUUGGAAGCUACAACUUCGCGAUCAUAU
Amoebophrya sp. A120 is the source of this 754-nucleotide messenger RNA. The record is from the annotation of a GenBank genome assembly. Lineage: Eukaryota; Dinophyceae; Syndiniales; Amoebophryaceae.